This is a messenger RNA of Strigops habroptila (Kakapo), 3582 nucleotides long. It is a transcript of the gene CAPS2, whose product is annotated as calcyphosine 2. Gene Ontology annotation, molecular function: calcium ion binding. Lineage: Eukaryota; Metazoa; Chordata; Aves; Psittaciformes; Psittacidae. The transcript is spliced from 19 exons. The record is from RefSeq and is a predicted model, not a curated record. The coding region runs from base 452 to 2374 and encodes 640 amino acids.
CGUGGGGCGGGCCCUUCCGUCUGCCGUGCGUGUCCCGGCGGUGAGACCCGCUGAGACCUCGGCCGUCCCCGCCGGCGCCCCGGGCCUCCCCUGCGCCGGCCUCACUGACUUCCCGGGAGCGUACAGCGCUUCUCUGUAGCUGCUUCUUACGGCGUUGUUCUCUGUGGUAAAGUUACUUCAGCGCGUUAACCGUUCAACGCAGCAACGCUCCCUGCCCCCUGUGCCUUCAGCUGGGAGAAUACUGCCUUCCGCCGAGAGCCGUGCGACCCUGAGAAGGUGUCGGCUCCUGGUUUUAAGAGCCCUGAGAAAGGGGGUUCAGAUAGAAGGCCGGCCGGUUGGUAAGCAGCUGGGUGGCCAUCUCCGGUCCAAGUAGGCCCUUCUGCUUGCUAAAGGAAAGGAUACUUGGGAGGUAAACCUGCUCAUUUAUUCUGAAGGCUUUCAUUGACUUUGGAUGGAUUUGGAAGUUAAAGGGGUUGCUGCAUCCCCUCGAAGGCAGGCUCAGCUGUCAACGAGGGGGAAGAAACAUCAGGGCUGGAGACCAGAUACACGGGCUACUCGUGGUCCUCGCCCACCAGAGGUGCCAUGCCUGGAUCUAGGGAGGCUGGGAGAUUCUGAUGAAGAGGAUGGGGACUCUUACAUACCAUACAGUGGAAGUUAUCCUCAUGCAUGCCCUCAAGAUUCAUCUUCAGAUUGGAGAAAAUCAUUACAAAAGCCAUAUGCACAGCAUCAUCAGGCUCAACAGCAUUCUGUUUUGGAGCAGAAGACAAUACCAGAAAAUCUGCCAUCCCCAACAGACAGAUAUAAGCUGAAGUAUCGGCAGUAUGAAGCAGAUAUGAAGGAAGAACAUAAGCAGUAUUCUCAGAGAAUUGCAGAAAAGAAAAAUUACCUCCUUCAGUGUCCAGAAGCUUCAAUAAAGCUAAGAUGCAAACAAGGGAAGAUCAGUGGAGAGAAACUGGAAAACAGAGGGAUGAAAAAACCCCAACUUUCUUCUUGUUCUGGAAGAAAUAGUGGGGAAGGGUGGUUGCAGAGAGCAAGGUACAUCAUUGGUACACAGCUUGAAGAUGGACAUGAUGAUCUUACAGCUCUUGAUGAGAAGGCUCUCCUGCAACAGUGCUAUACAAGCAAGCCCUAUAAUAUGCAGCACAGUAUAAGGAAAUCAGAAGCUGAGGAUGUUGCUGCAGAGAGGAGAAAACAGGCUGUGGUAGAACAAGUGAUGGUGGAUCAGUUAUCUAGAGCUGUUAUAAGUGAUCCAGAGCAGUCUAUGCCUGCUGAUGUUUACAAGGAAGCUCGAGGACUUCUUCAACUUGGGACGGCACCGAUGCGUCUUAGAAAAAGAACGCUGCAUGAAACAAAAAUACGGACCAAAUCAGGAUUAACUGAAAACAUGCUCUCUAACAAGUUACGCUUUGAUAGUAGGAUUAUAUCAAGAAAUGGUCGCAAUGCUUGUAGAGAGUUGAUUGGAUUUUUUUUUGCAUGUGACAGAUCCCUGACUGUGUAUGAAUUUCGGCAAUUUGGAAAAAAUAGUUUUGAAUUAUUUCACAGAACAAAUGCCUUGCCUUUCAUUCAGAAGGGAGUUUAUCAACAUCAGCGUGGACAAAAGAAGGAAAAAGCUUAUGAUCUUAGUGACUUCUAUAUUGGAGCUAACCUAACUUUCCAAAGUGCUGAUCAUAACCUUCCAGAAAGCGUUAAGCAGAACCCAGUUCUCACCCUUCGUGUGAUCAGUAUUGAUGAAACAGCUAUGGAUUCUCUAAAAGCUUCUAUGGAAUUCAAGCAAGAGUGUUCUCAGCAAGUGGUUGAUGACAGCAAAGUUUUCAAGAAGAUUCAAGGUAUGCUCAGAGAGACACUAAGUAAAAGAGGGGUUCGGGUUAUAACAGGCAUUGGAAAGUAUUUCCGACAAGUAGACAAGAACAGAAAUGGUUUUCUCUCUCAGGCAGCCUUUAAAGAAGCUCUAAAACUAUUCCAUUUGGAAAUUCCUGAAGGGGACUUUAAAUCCCUAUGGCUUAUUCUUGAUGAUAGCAGGAGUGAUAAGGUCGACUAUGGAGAAUUUACUCGUGCCAUAUUUGGAGAAAUGAACGAAUACAGAAAAGCUUUUGUAAGAAAAGCUUAUAUGAAACUAGAUUUCAACAAAACUGGGAGUGUGCCUAUGGUAGAUAUCAGAAAAUGUUACUGUGCAAAGAAGCAUCCUCUAGUAUUGGCAGGCAAAGCUACAGAAGAAGAAAUUAAAUCAUCAUUUCUAGAAACAUUACGGGAGUCCUGCAGCAACCCCAAUGAAGUGUCCUAUUCUGAGUUUGAAGAUUACUAUGAAGGAUUAAGCAUUGGAAUCAUGGAUGAUGAUGAUUUUGUUAAUAUCUUAAGGAACCCUUGGGGAAUUUAGAGUGGGAGAUGACAAAAAUGAAGAAGAGACAUUUUCUAAAUAAAGAGUGAGCUAAAUAAGGGAGGAUUUAGUCUUGAUGUGCAUUUCUUCAUAAUUAGUGUCUUAAACUGAUUUCAGGCUCUGAAAAUUUUAGCUGCUUGCAGAAUCAUAGAUAGCAAGUUUCUUAAAGUGUCCGUUGAGUCAUGCUAACCACUUUUGAAAUUUAUAAAUGCUGUUCAUUCCUUUUCACUGGAAAUAAUGAAGACUGUUUCCCAUACCAAAAGGCAUAAUUUACUUGAUGCUAGAAUGAAGUGGCCUAUUUUAAAAUAAGGAGGAAUUAGAAUACUAAAAUUCAUGAAGGGGUAUAUGUAGGAAAAAAUUUAGUUCCAUGAUGCAUUGUGAAAAUCUUUAGAUUUAACUGUAUAAAUAUCAAUGGUGUUUUUUCUUCAGAGUUUUCUUCUUAUAAAAGUAAUAUGUUUAUUCUUAUAGCAUACCUUGUCUCGUUUCUUGUUUCUCAUGCUGGUACUUAUCUUGAAAGAGAGCAGGCGAUCCUUUUCCAAUUUCGAGGAUGUCUGCAGUACUCAAAGUGCAGAAGUGUUGACACCAUUUAGCCCUUCAGCCUGUAGACCUUCUUGAUCUUAUUUUUUCAUCUUCGUCAGGCAUCUGAAGCUCAGCAUUGAAUCUCAAAGGUUUCAAUGAGCACACAUAUAUUUUGUAAUGCACUUAUUCCUUUCCUGUAUUUUGCUAGUGGUUUUCAAAACAAAUAAUUUAUAUUUAAAUAUCUGGUUUCUUUAUUUUCUAUUGCUGUGUUUUUUGGUUUGGUUUUUUUUUUUUAACUUAGCAGUGAUAUCUGUUGUCAAACUGAUAUAUAGCAUUUCCUGUCUGCUGUGGAAGUAUAGAAAAUGAAAGUGUAAAAACAAAAUCCCAAACCUAACCAAACCAAAACAACCACCUCUGUCACCAAAAUCACCAAUCAAAACAAGAAAAAUAAAAUAAUGAAUUAAAAUAUUCCUUGCUAUGUCAAAUACUCAGCCAGAUACGCUUUUCAAUGUAAUACAUCUCAUUAAUUAUGUAAAAUUCUUUGUGUUAAGAAAUAAAAAAUGUAUUAUUAAUUAUGUAGAGAGAGAUACAGAUAGCCUUUGGUUUCAAUAUGCUGUCACCAAAAUUAACUGUAAAUUGAACUGCAUUUCUUAAGCCUAUGCAAUUAAAAUAUAUUAGUGUCCUCUGUG